AUGAAAAUACACCAACGCAAACAUCUUCAAUCGUUGAACGCUAAAAAACUUUGGCUUGAAAACAUCGAAAAUAACGAGGCAGCACGAAACAACUUUGCGGUUAAGCAGAUAAAAAGCGAAUAUAACCCCUCCGGGAAUUACUUCGAAGUAGAGGAAGAUCAAACCGGUGAAAGAUUUUCUUCCAGUUGUACAUACGAUUCAAACGAAUAUAAAGAGGAAGAGGAUCGAUCAGAGAGGCAUCCAGCUACGGCUCUCAACUUCUCGUACAACAACGUUCGCUACAGAAAACGUUCACAACCCGAAAAAAGUGAGAAGAAAUGCCACUACGAGCUUCGUUGUCCCAUCUCGUUCCGUAUCAGAACGCCGCCGUCGCCCAAUAAAAAAUUGUACAAAUCAGGUUCUCCGCCGUUAGUACGAAAAUUGAAUUCGACCAAACGACCAGACAAGUCUGGUGCGAGUAGCAUGCAACCGCGUCUCAUUAGACGCUACAGAUAUCCCGCAGCUUCGUACGGCCCUCCACGUCCGCCUCGUGCUCCCUGUCCUUAUCGACCUUGCAGCCCUCCCUGUGGACCUCCUUGUGUUCCUGGUUGCGUUCCUCCAUGUGUCCCCACCUGCGUUCCUCCUUGCAUUCCCCCAUGUGUUCCUCCUUGUCCACCGUACGUUCCGUGCUGCCCACCGUGCAGUCCCUGCCCACCCCCCUGCGAUCCGUUUGAUCCCUGCGAUCCAUGCGACCCUUGCGACGAAUGUGAUGACUGUUGUUGUCUGCCGAGGUGUGCCUGUCCUUGUCCUCGAAAUAGGUUGUUCUGCAACGGAGACGCUCUCGUCUGGCCGCCCCACCCAAUGGCUGGAAGAGGUAGAAGAUCCUGGUACUGUGAUCCGUAUGCAUGGAUGGGUCGAGGAAUUUGUUGCGAUCCUUAUGCCAUUUCGGGUCUUAAUACGUUCGAUGACUUCAUGUGCGAUUUCGAUUUGAUGAACUGUGGUUGCUCACCUUUCAAAGGUUAUGAGCCAGAGUGUGAUGAUUGUUCAACCGAACUGACAAAUGCAUUUCUCGCUCAUCAGCUCAGGCAGAUAAGAGUGAUGAAAAACAGAUGUCGCAAUAUAAAUUGUUACAAGAAACUUCAUUGCAUGGAUGUCCAAUUGACAGAGCUCAUUGACCAAGCUCUCAAAAAGAAAAAAAUUCUAGGCAAGAAGGGAUCAAAGAAGAAAAAAAUGGGAGAGGGCGGAUCGCAGACGGGUUCGGAGUUUGAGUUGGAUGACCUGAAGAAGAAAAUCGCCAAGUACAAACUCAAGUAUGAACAGCUGAAGGAGUCUAUGGGAGUCAGUGAGAAGCCAGCGGCAGAAGCGAAGCCCGAAGGAACGAAUGAUGGAAUGACUGAAUGA
Messenger RNA from Helobdella robusta, 1380 nucleotides. RefSeq lists its product as hypothetical. NCBI's taxonomy places the organism in Eukaryota, Metazoa, Annelida, Clitellata, Rhynchobdellida, Glossiphoniidae. Bases 1 to 1380 code for a protein of 459 amino acids. The record is from RefSeq and is a predicted model, not a curated record. The transcript has 4 exons.